Molecule: messenger RNA, 651 nt
Organism: Pyricularia pennisetigena
Lineage: Eukaryota; Fungi; Ascomycota; Sordariomycetes; Magnaporthales; Pyriculariaceae
Exons: 2
Coding region: 1-651 (216 amino acids)
Source: RefSeq, a predicted model, not a curated record
AUGCUCCGCGCUUUCAUCUUGGCCCUCGCCGUCGUUGGCGUUUCAUCCCUGCCUCAGCCACAGGGACGUUCACAUGGCAUGGUUCCAGUAGGCUUUGGUUUAUAUGCCUAUGGUUCCAAGAUAGGCGGUUUCGCUGUAAACCGUGUCAAUGGUUUGUCAAUCAUCUAUCUUCCCAUAUCGCUUGGCUACGACUCACAGAAGACCUCGUGCAACGCAGGUGAUGUGUUUUUGAACAGUACAGUUGGCCCCAACACCGAGUUUUUCACCAGUACUCCAACAUCUCACGGCCAGUUUACAGUCAACACCUCGGCCAACACCAUUUCCCAUGCCAAGACAGGCGAUAAACUUGCCAUCCCUACGACGUCCGGCUUCGUCACAUUCCUGCCCAAGGAUGGGCCCGAGAAUCCGGCUCUUGAGACCUCAGGCAUGAGAAUCUUUGGAAACACGCUCUUCUUCGUCGGCGCAAGCGGCCAGUUGGAGACGGGGUGGACCGCCGUGCCGAUCGGUGAGGACAGCACGGCGUUCCGGUUGGGUUGGAACGUCACCUCGGAUGGCGCCGUACCUCUGGCUCUCCGGACCAUCGCUCCAGGACCUCUCAACGGGGCUAUCCAACCGGGAACGAAUGGAACCGCUCCUGCGGCUGCAUCUUAA